AUGUUUCCUCACAGUCAAUACCCUCUAAGUACCAACACUUACGGCGAUACAUAUUACGAUCCUCAAUGUAGGCAGGUUAGUAUGCCGUAUCCGAGUGGCGAAUAUGUGUAUGACAACUCUUCUAGAACUCUUCCCAGUCCUCGACGAGCGAGUUUAACGGAGAAGCUGAGUGCCGCUCGAGCUGGUGCUAUGUAUGGUAGCCAGGAGUACUCAAGAUAUUAUGCUUUUCCAGAAGCACAAGAGUAUCCUAGGGACUACGAGCGACCCUCUCAUACUAGCCAAGUGACCGAAGAUCGACCGCGGAAGAGCAUCACAAGUGGUGGCUCAACUCAACCUGACAGAACGAUGGUACUUUCUUCAUCGGAUGCAAAAUCUGCUAGCCCAUAUGUGGUACUCAAAGAUCCCCGUAAACAAAACACAUAUCACCUGUCUUCAAUCAAGAGGGUCGAUCCCCAAAGUUCUCUUGCUUACAUCGAGAAUGGUAAAUGUGCAUAUUCGCACAAGUUAGACCUCAUCCUCAGAGCCCACCAUAUUGGUUCUGAAGAAGAUACGACAAUCCAGAUUCCGAUGCAAGAAGGAUGGGAAUGUAACGAUCAGCGAGCUUUUGAAGGGGAUAUGAAUGGGGCUCUGACGAGUUUCUUGGAAGCUACUAUGAAGGGGGUCUUGAGGAAUAAGGAGUCUCGAAGAGCACCGCUGGAAGACCUUUUGUCUCAAGCUAAGGAGGAGAGAUCGGUGUAUCUGAAGACUAAGGGUACUUCCUGA
Molecule: messenger RNA, 762 nt
Organism: Kwoniella botswanensis
Lineage: Eukaryota; Fungi; Basidiomycota; Tremellomycetes; Tremellales; Cryptococcaceae
Exons: 3
Coding region: 1-762 (253 amino acids)
Source: RefSeq, a predicted model, not a curated record